Molecule: messenger RNA, 4516 nt
Organism: Spodoptera litura
Lineage: Eukaryota; Metazoa; Arthropoda; Insecta; Lepidoptera; Noctuidae
Source: RefSeq, a predicted model, not a curated record
AGGUCUUGUCGGGGCGGCCGGUUACCAUGGCAACGGCUACUGAAACAAACCCCUGAAACCAAAGGGAGCGGGCUCGGAUGUCGGGCGGCGGCGGCGGGGGCCUCAUGUCGUGUGUCCGCGAGGGCUCGCUGGAGCCGCCAUACCGACCGCCCGUCACCGACACACACAACCAUGGCGAGGGCCGCACUGGUCGUUUCCUGCGGGGCCUCCGGCGCAUGUUCAAGCGUCGCGGCAGUGGCGCACGCGCAGAUGCCUCGCCCGACCCCAAGAGCAGUUCCACCUCCGAACUCUUGGAUGCGGACCGACAUGCUAGAAGAAAGGAGGGCGCCUACGGCAGUGGGCUAUCAGUGUCCCAUGACUCGGUGUUUACGGGCGAGCGGUCGGGCGACGAGUCCAGCGACGAGCGGCCCACUCCUGCGCACGGCCUCGCACACGUCGCCACUUCGCAUCGCGCGGAGCUAGUGGCGGCAGUGAGGCGGCGGGGGCGCGGUGACGGGAGCGACGAUGAUGAGGACCUGGGUCUACCGCAAAGCCCACCGGCAUCACCUCCUACAGACAAGGUUGAAAAGCGGCACCAUGCAGGUAUAUCGCAGUCCUCGUGCAGUGAUGGUUCCCUGCUCAGCGUCGGAUCCUCAGAGAUGGAUGAGGACAGCAGCAGUGGCCACCAUCACUCACACGACCACUCCAAGAGUGACCAGUUCGAUUUCUAUAACACAUCAGAGCCGCCCACAGGUGUGGCGCCACUGUCGCAUUCGGCCGCGAAGCACAAGAUGGCAGUGCGACCACGCCGCACACACGGCGCUCCCCACCGCAAGAAAACGAACCCAAUUGCCGCAUCAGCCUUGCCGAUAACGCCCGAACUGAACGAAGAAAUGAUACGAAGCACUACUCCUGAAGUCAGUCACAAACAUUCAGAAGUGGUUACUGAAUCAUUCUCUUCAUCGACCACUACGAAGCAUCAUGUAAUCGUGAAAGAACAGCAUCAACAAGUGAACAGGGAACUCCAAAGAGUUCUGGAGACCCCGAAUGACACUAAAUUAAAAUCCUCGUCCUUACCUCCCGGGUUGGCACUCGGUCAUCUCGUCGGCCAGUCCCCUACAAAGCUCAGUAUAGCGGAAUCCAAUACUCCUCGGUCUUCUAUAAAGAGGAGCCAGUCAAGCUCGCAAGGGCAAGCCCUUAGAGAUGUCUCAAGAACCCACGAGGAGACCAUUCAAACUUAUCAUUCGGAAGAAAGAAUGACAAAGUAUCGCAUGGAGAAGAAAGCCGAUGAAUCUUGCCAUGAGAAGAAAUCUAAGUCAGACAAAAAGUCAGAGAACGAGGCUAUAAAGUCUUCAAAGAAGGAGGAGUCAUUCUUCAGCAGGUUACUGCUGAGGAAGAGUGGGAAGAAGUCAAAGAAGGAUCAAACAGAUGGAGAUGGACAGCAAGAGAUCAAAAAGUGUAAAACAUCAGCUCAGUAUAAACCUGUUGACACGGAAAGAAGUUUCCAUGACGGACAAGGGUACAAGCCUGUACCUGCUGAAAGAACCCACAAGUCUGCCGGACAGAAAGCCUUUGCCAACCAAAUGCAUAAGAGGUUGGACAACAAGGGCGCCUACGUGCAAGAUAGUGCAUACAAAGAUGUAUACAGUGCUGCGAAGGUCCCCGGCGUUGAAUACAAUAUAACUGAUCUCAAAAUAGCUGAAGAAACUGAUAAAAUGUUGAACCAAGAAAUAAGGAAUCGCUACAGCAGACGUGAAGAGUUCUGUGAAAAAAUUGAAAAAACUAAACGGACGUCUUCUAAAGAAACCAUUGAAGAUAAGAGGGAGUCGUUCAAUUUGAACCUUGACAAGGCCAAGCGACCAACUUCAGUCCAAAGGCUGGUCGAUCCAUUCUCCUCCAAAGCAUUUAUUAGUAAUGAGCUAUUGAAUAGAGCCCAAGAAGAGUCUCCAGCGAUCUCAGAUGAUGAGCCGCCGAUCAGAGCGAUGCGCAUCAAAACUGUUCAUAACGAUUAUAACAUGUUCACUAGUGGAAGCAUGCCUAAGAACAUUCCUUACUUCAACCCAAGCAUGCUGGUGUCGACGUCGCCCCCCAAAACAAUUAGGCAUCAGAGUUCCGAGAACAUUAAACACAGGUCGUCUGAGCACGUUUCCGAUUUUACUGAGAAAUUAAUCGAAUGCAAACGUGAAUCAGCACGCCAUGCUUCUAAAACUGAGGAGUCUUACGUCACCUCUGCGAUGAGGUCUCUGGGAGACGAGUUUGUUGAGACCCGCAGCAGCAUCGGGAAGUCACACAGUUUUCGCUAUGCCUCAGAGUCGACGUCAAUCAGCUCCCAAGAGAACCAGAUGCCUAGUCUGCCGGCCAUCGUCGGUAUUUCUGAACCGUUGCUAGAAAGCUGGGAAGUCAACUAUAGGAGGAACUUGAGCGAACGAAACGAUUUCUCCAAGAGGAUUUCAGCCAGGAACUACAGUAUAAUGCAAGGCAAUGCCGAGGCUAACUACGACAGCUUGCCGAGUACUGACAGCAGUUACUUGGACAGCCUCAAAACUGAUACUAACGAAGACCGGAAGCUCUUCACCAAUAGUAUCCACAUUACAAUAGACAGCGCACAUAAGCGCGAUAGCGACAUCUCUCAGAUAGAGGCUAAAAUUGAUGAUAUUAUUAGUUCGCCUAAGCCCAUUAUUGCCCCAAUACUCAAGUCUAGUUCUUUAGAUAGCGUUAAGAGUAGCCCAGAGAAGCCAAUUGAGGAUAGGCGGAAAACGAUAUCCGUCGAGAGCGCUCUCAGUGCCAAACACAAUGUGCAAAAAGAAUUGAAAGCUGAAACGGAGAGUUUCAUAUCAGUAACACAUAUUAAUAAAGAACAAACCCCAGUCAAAACAGUGGAAGCACCAAAAAGUAAUAAGAGUGAUGAGAAACUACAGAAAACUGGUACAAAACCUGGAGUGCCAGAGUUCCUUAACAUACAGUUGAACAAAGUCGAUGCUAAACCUGCAACAAAUAUUGUUUUGACAGCUAAUGUUACACCAAAGAAAAUUGAUAGUCCACAAGCAGAAAAAGAGCAAGACAUUGAAUGUUUCCAGAUUACUGAAACCAAGGCACAGAACGUACCCGUGAGGAAAGAAUCUAUCAAGAGCAACAAAUUCGUUGACAAUAUUAUUGAGAAUACUCAGAAUGAUGACAAGAGCUCCCCACUAAGUGGAAGGAAAUCUGUCAUACCUGUAAUGCCACAGAGCCCUACUACGCCCAAAGCAUUCUUCAAAAGAAAAGCAAUGAGCGUAGAACUCCAGGAUAGACCAGAAAAACCGCGAACAAACUCCAUGAGCACUGACGGCAGCACGGAGAGAAUUUACGACAACAUAUCCAUCGAUCAGAAGUCCCAUUCUAGUUUUGGAAGCAAGAGUUCUAUUCAGAGCACGGACAGCAAUGACAUCAAGACUCCAGACAGGCAAGACGAUGCCGUAGUUUAUCGCAAGAAGCCUGGUAUACUGUCCAAAGAACUUCGAAGCGAAAGGAAGAACGAUGAUGAACCAGAACUAAUGAAAGUGUUCGCACGAAGAUCUCUGAAGCUGAAGGAUUCUGAAGCUGACAGCAUUGCGCAAGAAAUAGCCGCGAACCACAAUAAAGAAGAUGCUGAGACUCAACCUACAAGAAGUAAAAUACUAAAGAAUGAAUUUAACGCUUCUAUUAAAUCAAGGGACAGUGACAAAGAGAAUGAAGAUGUUAUAAAAGAAGAAGAAAAGAGAUUAGUGGACAUUGCUGCCCGUGUGAGUCAGUUUGGAGUACCGCACUACCAGAGAAGUGUGAGCAUAAACAGUGUGUCUAACCCUAAAAGGGACAGUGCUCCAGUGUACAGAAGCGAAGUAAAUAAAUAUAAGAAGGAAGUAUCAGACUCUACUCCAGAAAAGAGAUUAAGAAAUAGAACGUUCCCCGACCCGUCAAACGACAGAGAAGAUAUUAAAAAUAUAGCAAAAAGCGAAGCUAUGGCUUAUAAAGCCGACACCCUUACUAAAAGGCCGUGGCAGAAGAAUGAUGAUAAAUUCAGAUUGUCGGUCGAAAAGGACAGGAAAGAAAGUGCUGUGAUAGACAAGGAUGGAGAUUUAGAAAAGGAGGAAAGUGCGAAAGAGAAGGAGCCUUCGGGCGAAGCUGAUGCGUCUCCUCAGUUCAAAGGGAUCUUGCAGAUGAGGGCGGAGUGGGAGAGGCGAGCGAAACAGGGCAUGACCAAAUAAUUCUGGUGCUAGGUACAAGGACGUUGGGGAGUUGCUGUAAGAAAACGUUACACAUAGUAUAUUAUAAUAAUUAUAAUAAAAAAAUAAAUAAUGAAUUAGUUGUAAUUAGUUUAGAACAUUCUAAUCGGCGAAUAUUGAAUGUUAAUGAGAUGUAUUAAUUAAUAGUCUAUCAGAUGUUAAGGCGAUGUAUUUUUGAGCGUUAUUAUUAUAAUAAUAUAGCAAAUAGUUUCUAUUUUAUUAAAACAAACACUAUUAAUGUAUGAACCGGUCACUAUUCAUGUAUUGAACGACGGAAUACAAAUUUUAUUCAUAUA